This is a messenger RNA of Syngnathus typhle (broad-nosed pipefish), 875 nucleotides long. RefSeq names its product serine peptidase inhibitor, Kazal type 4 (gene spink4). The record is from RefSeq and is a predicted model, not a curated record. Lineage: Eukaryota; Metazoa; Chordata; Actinopteri; Syngnathiformes; Syngnathidae. Gene Ontology annotation, molecular function: protein binding; serine-type endopeptidase inhibitor activity. Bases 251 to 793 code for a protein of 180 amino acids. The transcript has 8 exons.
AACCUAUAUUAGCCUAUAUUUUUUAAACUUAUAAUUGAAUAUGUACAAUUACUCACGAGAACACACUAGUCAAAAAAUACUGGUGAUACAUACGUACAUGUGUAUGUUAGUGUGUGUGUAUAUAUUUAUACGCGCACGCACACACACACACACAUAGGGCUAGAAGGGGUUAAAUAGAUUUUGCCUGGCAUUCAUUUACAUCUGCAGUGUUCCCACGUUCGAUAAUACUUCCAGUAAAAUCACAAACCUGAUGUGUCAGUGUAAUUCAGUUCUUCAUCGAUCACCAUUCAUCAUGACUGGGAAAGUUUUGUUAUUUGGACUCCUGUUCAUCUGUGUGGCUGCAGAUGCACAGAAUGCAGCAACCCCAAGGAUGCCAUUUUGUCCUGGCCCUGAAGACUUUUUGGCAUGCCCCAUGAACUAUGCCCCUGUUUGUGGUAGCGAUGGAAACACCUACGCAAAUGAGUGUACCCUUUGUGUCCACAGAAGGACAACAAAAUUGGAUGUUUUGAUUACUCACAAUGAAGCCUUUAGUCAUUCACCAGCAUUCAUCAUGAUUGGGAGACUUCUUCUUGUGGGACUUCUGCUCAUCUGUGUGGUUGCAGACACAGAGGCACGCCCCUAUUUGAACCCAAUGUGUCCAGAUGGGCCAAUUCGUUUUUGCACCAAGAUUUACAGCCCUGUGUGUGGUGCAGAUGAAACUACUUACUCCAAUGUGUGUGUUCUCUGUGAACACAACAAGCAAGUAGGGAGAAAUGUUUGGAUUGCCUAUAAGGGAGCCUGCGUAACUCCCUGAAAGUGAAUUUCAUCAGUGGAACUGUUGUAUUCACAGUAAAACCCUUUCAUGAAUAAAGGUAUUUCCAGAAAUGUGUUAAUCG